AUGGCGGAAGAAUUUUGCAGAGCCGUUGACGACGGCAUAAAGCUCUCCAGACGUAUAUACUUCGGCAAAGACAGAGCCGUUGCACCGCCGAAGCCUCCGACGAUGACGGAAAGGUCAUCAAACGCGCUUCUUCCUAAAGCACCGAUGGUUUACGCGGUGAUUUACGAUCCAGGGAUGGUUGAUAACCCUGACAUCGCUAGCUACCAACCUUACGUGUACGGACGGUGCGAUCCUCCGGCACUUAUUCCGCUUCAGAUGAACGCAGUUGAGAUGGAAAUUGACUGUUAUCUUGAUACGGCGUUUAUCACCGUCUCCGGUACUUGGAGACUCCACUGCGUUACCGGUAGCCGCUCCUGCGAUUGCCGUCUUGCCAUUCCCGUCGGCCACCAGGGUUCAAUUCUAGGUGUUGAGGUUAAUGCUCCUAGAAAAUCAUAUUCAACUCAGCUGGUAGUUAUGGAUGAAAACCAAAGUGCUACACCGGCUCAAAAUGGAGGUUAUCUUAAAUCGAAUAUAUUUACUUUAAUUAUACCAGAGAUCGAUGGGGGUUCGAAUUUAUCAAUUAAAAUGCAUUGGUCUCAGAAAGUAGAAUGCUCCAAUGGUGAGUACUCUUUGAAUGUGCCAUUCACUUUUCCAGAUUUUGUUAAUCCUACUGGGAAGAGAAUGUCGAAAAGAGAAAAGAUACGACUGAAUGUGGAUGUUGUUGCUGGAAGUGAGCUUCUGUUCAAGACAACUAACCAUCCCCUAAAGGAAGUGAGGCGGCAUGCUGGGAGUAUGGGUUUCUUAUGUGAUAACGAAGUUCUUUCAUGGUCAAAAGAUGAUUUUAGCGUUUCUUAUGUAGUCUCCUCAAGUCAUAUAAAUGGAGGUGUUCUCUUGGAAUCUGCAUCUGCGCAUGAUUUUGAUCAAAGAGAGAUAUUCUACAUAUAUCUUUCUCCUGGUGAUAUUCAAAAUAAAAAUAAGAAGGUAUUCAAAAAGGACAUAAUAUUCAUCAUCGACAUCAGUGGAAGCAUGCAGGGAAAGCUGAUGGAUGACACAAAAAAUGCACUACUUGAUGCUGUAGAAAGGGCCAGUGAGUGGAUCAGCACAAACUUUGUUGCUGGGGGCAGUACAGAUAUUUCACAUCCCUUAAAUACGGCAAUAGAAAUGCUGUCCAGUGCUCAAAGUUCAGUUCCAAUAAUUUUCCUAGUUACAGAUGGAACUGUUGAAGAUGAGAGACAAAUUUGUGCUCAGGUAAAAAAUCAUAUGAUCAAUGGAGAGUCAAUAUGCCCUCGAAUAUACACUUUUGGUAUAGGUUUAUUCUGCAAUCAUUAUUUCUUGCGGAUGCUUGCUAACAUUGGUAGGGGCCAAUAUGAUGCUGCACUCGAUGUAGAUUUGAUUGAGCCUCGAAUGCUGACAUUGUUUGAAAAAGCUUCAUCUCUCAUUCUUGCAAAUAUCAAAAUGGACAUGUUGAAUGAAAUCGAUCAAGUUGAGGUAUAUCCGUCCAAUAUCCCAGAUCUUUCAUUAGAGGGUCCGUUGGUUUUAUCAGGCAGAUACAAGGGAAAUUUUCCUGAAACUCUUAAAGUCAAUGGUAUCAUGGCUGAUUUUAGUAAUUUUGAAAUAGAUUUGAAGAUACAGAGGGAUAAGGGCCUACCUGUACAAAGGAUUUCUGCCAGAGAUCAAAUAGAGCAUCUUACUGCUCAAGCAUGGCUUUCAGAUAAUAAACAAUUAGAACAAAAGCAGGUUGCAAAACUGAGCCUGCAGACUGGCUUUAUAUCUGAGUAUACAAGUAUGAUAAUGCUUGAGAAUGAUCAUCUAAAGAAAACCAAGGAAUCACCUGGAGCGAAAGAAGUGUCAAAAAAGAAACAUUCUAAGGCAAAUGACCAAGGCCAGAAAACAAUUUUACUCCCACUCUUAGGUAUCGGCUUUGGCAACUUAACUGCAACAACGCAAAAUACUCCUCCAGGAUAUGAACCGAAGCCUGAAAUGCCUGAAAUCUUUAAAGCGGCCUCAAAUUGCUGUGACAUGGUGUGUGGUUACUGCUGUUGCAUGUGCUGCAUCCAGUGCUUUUCCAAGAUGAACAACCAAUGUUUAACUGUAUUGAAUCAACUUUGCAUUGGUCUCGGAUGCCUUGCCUGCUUUGAAUGUUGUUCACUAUGCUGUGGUGGAGACGACAAUUGA
This is a messenger RNA of Vicia faba (fava bean), 2154 nucleotides long. NCBI's taxonomy places the organism in Eukaryota, Viridiplantae, Streptophyta, Magnoliopsida, Fabales, Fabaceae. The record is from the annotation of a GenBank genome assembly.